GUGACUACACAUUCAACACCCUCAUACUACUCAUAAUACAUAGAUAAUCAGGCCAGCGGAGAUGAAAAAAAUCAUUACUGCAUUCUUUUGCGGAUUCACGAUGAAGAACAAAAACAUUUUGUUUUUUCAUUUCCAAUCCAACAUUAGUGACACCAAAACAUACUUUCAUUCCCUAUAUGGUUAUCAGUAACUUUGUCCCUCUCUCACCUUGCAACUGGACCUUCUUCGCCGUCCUCAAAAAUCUUUUCUGUGAGUCGUCAUAUGUUUUGCUAUCUAGUGAAUGAAAAUAAGGCUUCAAAAUAACGGAAAUACUCCUUAUUUCUCUCCUUCAAUUACACUACAUUAAUCAUCCCGUUUUCCGCAUGGAAAUGGUUGCUAACAUAUAUCGCACAUGGCAGAUUUCAUAUAUUUUAAAUGCACGUGGAUAAAAAAGUAUGUUCGUGAUAUAUUACGUGGAAGCAAAAGCGGCCGUCUCCCUCACGUAGGGUUUGAAGAACUGCGCACGUAAGGUGCGAUUUACACUGGUAAAGGAGGCGGAGAGACAACCAUUCUUCGCAUCUCCCCUGUCGAAAUUGAUUUCUAUUCCCAUCCAGCGCAUCUCGGGGGUAAAGCGAGGCUGCAUAGCAGACGUUCCCUUCUUCUCUGGAUCGCUCAGAACUCACGCAACCAUUUGGGAUGGAGGACAUCACAGAUAAAUACAACCAUAUGGGCUUAGGGGGAGAUUAGGACGAGCUUGUUUUUGACGAGAGUCAACAGGCGUCGGAGAGACAUCGCUGCGCCACACUACGUUUCCAGUCGUGGGUACCCUCCUCACAGACAAAAUGGUGAAAUUCCCGGUGUUUAGGGAUCUUAUGGCUUCUCUAUGGCAUCAUGGGAAAGGGAUCUCCAUCAAAGAAAUUGGGGAAAAGAGGUAUAUGUUCACUUUUUAUCAUGUAAUUGAUAUGGAACGGGUGCUUGGAAGUGGCCCUUGGCUCUUUGAACAGAACCUGCUAGUGCUGAAGGAAUUAAAGCCGGGAGACAUCCCUCUUCGAGUUCCCCUAAAUGAGGCUGAGUUUUGGGUGAAGGUACAUAACGUACCUUAUGAUUUUAUGAAUUUAGGUGUGGCCAGAAGAGUUGGCAAUUUUGUUGGCAAAUUCAUCAGUUUUGACGAAAGUCAAUUUGAGGAGAGAUGGAACUCAUACAUGAGAAUUAGGGUUUGUAUGGACAUAUGGAAAGCUCUCAAAAGGGGUAUGAUAAGCACUAGCUGUUAGUGCCUAAGUAUACAUUUUUAUUAUUGUUUGGAGUGUUUAUUUACUAGUUUUGUGCAAGUUUUUAGUUGUGAGUUUGCAUUUGAUUGUAAUCAUAUUUCUAGCAUUUUAUUGUUUGUUGUAAGUUGUAGUUAAUUUGGUUUUAAGUUUAGGAUAGGUUUGGAAGCAAAAAGGAUGAAGAAACAUGAGUUUUGUGCAAAACCCGGUCGGGUAUGGAUUUUACCCGGCCGGGUAUGAAGUGACAAAGGAAACUGCUGCAAACUAGCAAAUACCCGGUCGGGUAUACCAUAUACCCGGUCGGGUAUUCUAUGAUUUCAGACCAAAAGACGUGCAGAAGACACAAAAACAUGGGAAAAUAUUUGAUUAGGUAAAUACCCGGUCGGGUAUGUCAAAAUACCCGGCCGGGUAUCCGGCAUUAGGUGUUGAAAACACCUAUAAAUAGCCCCAUUUUUCUGCAUAUUUCAUCAUCCCUUCUUCCAAUCUCUUUAGCUAAGCUUAGAAUAGCAUUUCUUUAUAUUUUUCUAGCUAUGUUUAGCCUCCAAAUGAGGAGCUAAACUUUCAUUCUUGGUUUUGCUCUUGAAGCUUGUUGAUUAUUAAAGUUGUG
Messenger RNA from Cuscuta europaea, 1851 nucleotides. Lineage: Eukaryota; Viridiplantae; Streptophyta; Magnoliopsida; Solanales; Convolvulaceae. The record is from the annotation of a GenBank genome assembly.